GCCGCGACGUGGCCGGUCGAUGGCGACGCCGUGCUCGCCGCGUUCGAGGACCUGUGGAGCCACCUGAGCGCCGACUGCGUCGAUGCGGUGCGCCCGUCCAUCGGCGGCAACCGGCUCGAGGACUACCUGGAGCCCUGGACGCUGGCCCUCGCCGAACGCGCCAACGGCCUGCCCACGUCGUCGCUGGAGCACAUCUACCGCCAGUUCGCCAACCUGCCCCGCCAGUUGAACGGCUUCUUCCAGCAGUUCGACGUGCUGCUGUCCCCCGUGCUCGGCGCGCCGCCGCCGCUGCUCGGCCGCUACGGGCCGAGCGUGCCGGCCGCCACGCUGCUGACCGACAUGUUCGAGUGGAUCGCCUACACGCCGCUGCACAACGUGGCCGGCAUUCCCGCCAUCUCGCUGCCGCUGUUCCAU
Ostertagia ostertagi is the source of this 414-nucleotide messenger RNA. NCBI's taxonomy places the organism in Eukaryota, Metazoa, Nematoda, Chromadorea, Rhabditida, Trichostrongylidae. The record is from the annotation of a GenBank genome assembly.